Caenorhabditis bovis is the source of this 3108-nucleotide messenger RNA. NCBI's taxonomy places the organism in Eukaryota, Metazoa, Nematoda, Chromadorea, Rhabditida, Rhabditidae. The record is from the annotation of a GenBank genome assembly.
AUGCCUCCGAAAAAGCAAGCUGCGUCGAAGUCUCGCAAUCAGCUCGACUCCAUCGAGUACAUUCCGAUAUUCAGAAAUGUAUUGAACACUAUACAACUAAAUGCUUUGUCUAGCGCAAAGGAUUUGUUCCGGGAUUUUAUUAAGGAAAUUAAUGAAAACAAUGACAGACCACUUGUGCAAAACGUUUUUGAGGAACAUAUGCAACAAAUUUCCAAAGAUUUAGAAUCUAACUGCGAAUACGGUUAUCCAUCUAUUUCGGCAAAUGUGAAAGAAGAAGUCAUGGACACAAUUGAUGAGAAUAGAUAUGAGCAAGAAACAGCUGAAUCGUGUUCGUCGAAAACACCGCGAACUGUUCGUACGAGAACACCUCAAAAUCUCGAAGAAGCCACCGACGAAGAAAUGGAAGAUCUAGUUAUUCCAAUGACGGCUAAAAAAAUGCAACAGAUGAGUAUUACGAGGACUACAGCAUAUAAAAGCCCAAUGAAAACUCCUCGAAAAAAUGUACACAUGCCGAAACACUCAACGCCGAAAAUUUCCGCGAAAUCGGCACCGAAAAUGGAUUUCCAUGAUAAGUUGCAACACGCUGACGAUCUUCGAAAAAUUCAACAGGAACAGAAGACACUUCGGCUUAAACAACAACGGGAGGAACGUGAACGAGCGGCUCGGGAAAGAAGAGAAGCCAUGGAACGCGAGGAACGCGAAAAGCACGAAAUGAGAAGGAAAAAGGAACUGUUGGCGCAGCAAGUUAAUGCUGCGAACAUGCGGACGCCUCCGCGAUCACCGAGUCGCAAAAUUUUGCCGCGUCUUGCGAAGACACCCUCGGCAAGCAGUAAGGACGCGACACCCGGAAGAAGACCGGCUAAGUUUGGAAAACUCGAAGUUUUCGGAAAUGAAUCAAAACCAACACCAACUGUCAGUAUUUCGCCGUCCAGAGAUAGAAAAAGAAGCAUUAAACGGGAGAAAUUAACUAUGGUUCGACCGCCGACGCCUGAUGAGACGAAACGGUUGAGAGCCGAACAGGAAGCGUACUUGUUGAACCUCCAAAAUCAUGUACAGGAUAAUCAAGAGGAGAAGCAGGAGAAAGAGCGAAAAGAACUAGAGAAAGAACGAAAAGAACGAGAAAAAGAGAAAGAAGUAAAACGAUUACUCGAGGAACAAAAAAGGAUUGCCCGUGAAGAGAAUGAAAGACAAAUUCGAGAAGAAGAGAAUAGAAAGUUGCGCCAGAAGAAGGCUGAAGAAUUGGAAAGGAAGAAGCAAGAGGAGCUUCAAAGAAUUGAACUGCAAGCUCAGAAAGAAAAAGAGGCUUUGCAGGCUGAAAUGGCCAAAAAGGCAAAAAAUCUGCCCGCGUCAUAUGAGAUGACACCUCCUCGGGUAUACACGACCAAUUCGGCUGAUGAUUAUGGCCUUCAUGAUCUGAAUAGUGAUGAUGAGACCGACAAUGAAGAUGAGCCCAGAAAGAAGAUUCCAGCUUGGGCUGAUUUCGGAAAAGUCCGCGCCGCCGUUCGAGAGCACUUCUUAAAUCCUCCGUUCGACGUCAACGAGUUCUUCGGAGAAAUUCCGAUAUCGGAAUUAAAGAUCAUUUUUGGCGAGACCGUUCGAUUGAAGAAAAGAGGAUCGUCAGCUGUGUGGAAGACUCCAAUGAACAAAAUUAAGACAGUCGAAGAAUUUAACGAAGAGUUUUUCAAGGGUAUUGCGGUCCCGCUUACCCGCGAUUAUUCGAGAUUGUCUAGCUCGCCGAGUCGCGAUUGUGAGCACGACGACGAUUACUUUAAGAGAUUUAAUCCCCCGGUUGAAUGUGACACUCCAAUGAAAAUGAAGCUGUAUCCGGUAAAACCAGAAGAAAACGAGUCGCUCACAAACACAAACGAGAAUCUUGCGGGUUCGGCAUCCUCAAGCAUCCACAAUUCCGAUGAAAUCAUCACUGAGAAACCAGCACCGGUUCCGGUUGCGCCUCCAAGAGCACCAUUGAAGGUUGUGCCAGCAGCUACGAAUGUUGAGGACGAGCUUAUCGAAGAUUUGUCACGUCUUGCUAUGUUUGUUCCGAAAAAACCCGAGGAGCGUCUUUCACAACGGCGUCGUUCGGAACAAAAGAAGAAAGCUGAGGAGGAGACCAAGCGGAGAUCGGCGAUUGUCGCGAGGAGUGCCACCGAGAAUUCGACUGCACGCGCUCGUUCGAACAGUGUCAACCGGAACUCUCGAGAACCUUCUGUUACGCGACCUGCAACUGGAUCUCGCGCGAGCUCAAUGACGCGCAAGGCUCCGGUUCGUGUUGAAGGUACAGGAGUGAUUACCAGAUCAAUGGCCAAGGCUAUUAGUGGAAAUACGCCAACUGCACCAGCGCCGAAACCUCCAAUUCGUAGAAGCUAUAUGGCUCCGAUUGCGUCCAAAACGCCAACUUCCGUUUCUGGCGCAACUGCAGCUUCAAGAUCGCGAGAUCGCACCCGUCGAUCGAACAUUACGGCGCAGUCGGCGGACAGACCGAAGGUUCAAUCAAAGGUGGGAGCUUCAACACCAGUCGCACCGCCAAGAAGAAGCUCUUCAACGAGCAAGGCUGCCCCCGCUAGUGGUGCUCGACCGAUCGCUAUGGCGAAUAGAUCGAUGACGCUGCGCAUGAAUGCGCUUCAAACUCACAAAUCCAUCUUGGAAUCGAAUAAAGCAAAAGCUGAUCCGAAACCUUCAAUUACAAAACCAGCCCCCGCACCACUUGCGACACGUAGAGCUCCGUUGAGAGUUAAGCCGUCAACACCCGCGAAAACCACAACUAGCAAGCCGAUUGGUGGAUCAGCUCAACGAGCAACAAAAGCUGGUCCAACGCCACUGAGGUCAAGCUCUGUGACUGGACGAUCUGAAAAUACGGUCACUUCUCAGAAGCACUUGUCUCGUCAGGAAGCUAACAACCUCUUCAGUCGACUUUCGACGCCAAAAUCAGUUGCCCCUCCUGUUCGCGCUGCGACGAAGCCAGCUAACACCUCCGCAUCCUUGCAUCCAAGGCCGGUGCCAUCUUUCAUUUACAAUGUUCAGAGCAAUGGUCUUCCAACCACCGGAGGUCUUCAUGGAAUCCGCGCUCCAUCGAGAGAACGCUCGCAAUCUGCAGCCAGAAAACAAUAA